AUGAAUAUCGUAAAUUUACUAAAUUCCGUCGAUGACGAGCAAUAUUCAUCACCUUCAUUUUCUGCUGAGCAAGAUUAUGACUCAGAAGUAGAUGCUUAUAUGAUUCUUCGAUUACUUACAUGUCCGUCUUGUGGAUGUCUCUUUACCGACCCUGUUACCCUUCCUUGUGGAAAUACAUUUUGCAGUAGGUGUCUUUCAACAUCUGCAAAUAAGAGGUUUGAAUGCCCUGUAAUAGGUUGUAAUCGCCUUCAUGGAAUUGAUACAAGAAGCGAUGUGACUGUAUGCAAGUUAACUGAUAUAUGUCGAAGAGAGCUACCUGAUCUUAUUCCACAUGUUACUCAACCACGUCGACAAGUACAAUAUCGUUAUAAUCAUUUAUAUGAUAUUGUUGAUGAUAACGAUUGUUCUCCCCGUGAAAAUAAUGGGUUUUCUAUAGUAGAAACUAAUGUUGUCGAGGACUACGCUAGUGAUGAUUACACUAGCAAUGAUGAGUGUAUGAGUGAAUAUUUGGAUGACGAUGAUUUCCCUAGUUCUUUCGAUUUAUCUCAUCUUAAAGAGGAACUUUUAUUAAAAGAAUUGGAAUGUCAAGUUUGUUAUCAACUUCUCAUGGAUCCUAUAACUACUCCUUGUGGUCAUACUUAUUGCAAACCUUGUUUAACUCGUUCUUUGGAUCAUAGUGAUAGAUGUCCACUAUGUCGAUAUCAACUUCAUAAUUAUAAUUCUUUCUUAAAUCAACCAAUUAAUAAGACUGUUAAUAUUUUUAUAUCUCAAUUAUAUCCUGCUUUACUUGCUGAUCGUAGGCAAUCGGCUCGUAAUGAACUUUAUGAUGAUACUCAAGAUACUCCUAUUUUUGUUACUUCUUUGGUCUUUCCUAAGAUGCCAUGCUUUCUUCAUAUAUUUGAACCAAAAUAUAGGUUAAUGAUAAGAAGAUGUUUAGAAUCUCGUCAAAGACAAUUUGGCAUGGUACUUAAACGUGGUAAUAGUUAUGUAGAAUAUGGAACUAUGCUGGAAAUUCGUUCCACGGAAUUUUUAAAUGAUGGUCGUUCAUUAGUUGAAACUGUUGGUACUUUUAGAUUUAAAGUAAUUGAACGAGGUUUGAGAGAUGGUUACGAUAUUGGAAAAAUUGAACGAAUAGAUGAUAUCUCUCCUGAAGAAGAAUUGGCAAGAGAAAUAGAAGCCGUAAGGGUAGCUGAAGUUAAUAAUAGAGAUCCUUCUAAACCUGUAAUUUAUGAACCUACAAUUUCUGAACUUAUUAGUAAAGCUCGUGAUUUUAUUGAAUCAUUGAGAAAUGGGUAUGCUCCAUGGUUACUACAACGACUAAACUCAACAUAUGGUGAUAUGCCUAAUGAUCCUUCCGAUUUUUCUUUCUGGGUCGCUUCUGUAAUUCCUAUCGACGAAAAUGAAAAAUACAGAUUACUAGAAGAAAGAUCCGUUAGAGAAAGAAUGAAGAUGAUAGUUAAUUGGAUAGACCAAUUAAAAGAACAAUGGUGGUUUGAUAGGGGUUGUGUAAUUUCGUAA
Molecule: messenger RNA, 1518 nt
Organism: Dentiscutata erythropus
Lineage: Eukaryota; Fungi; Glomeromycota; Glomeromycetes; Diversisporales; Gigasporaceae
Source: the annotation of a GenBank genome assembly